Aspergillus affinis is the source of this 840-nucleotide messenger RNA. RefSeq lists its product as uncharacterized. The transcript has a single exon. Lineage: Eukaryota; Fungi; Ascomycota; Eurotiomycetes; Eurotiales; Aspergillaceae. Bases 1 to 840 code for a protein of 279 amino acids. The record is from RefSeq and is a predicted model, not a curated record.
AUGGUUAACUAUUGGAUUCCUCACUUCCUGCGACGGGACUAUACCUGGCCCCAGCCGAUGUCGCCAACGAUCGCGAAGAUAACUCCCCCCGUGCCAUCGAUUCCCGGAAGGACCUCCAGAAGACUCUGGGGCAUCGUUCACGGCGCGCUGAAACACCUCUCACAGUGGUAUUGUGAUUGGCUCGGCAUAGUCGAUCCCUUUAUUAUGCAUCUGCCCUUCGGCCUGGUCUUGAAGUGGACGAAUCGAACGAGUCUCGAGGAGGUCGCUUCAAUGAAAAUGGCCCGCGCCGCUGGGAUGCCCGUACCCAAGGUCAUAUCUUGCGGGGAGCACCCAAAUUCUUCCCCGUUCCUUUACUCGAUUUUAAUGACUCGUUUACCUGGCAUUGAACUUGUGAAUAUGAGUGAACCCCUGCAAGUAGAAGCAGAAGAACCAUGGCUUUUUGAGCUCAAAGAAUGCGUCGAUGCCAUGCGACAAUGGACGCCGCCUGAUCCUCACCGCAUAUCUUCAGUUAUCGGGACCUCAAUCCGGAGCACAAGAGUGCCAUUCCACAUCAUGGGCCCAUUCGCUACCGAGAUCGAACUCCACGAUUUCCUGUUAAGCCCGGUCAGUGGACACGGCAUUAAAUCCACAGAUGAAUAUCUACAAAAAAUUAAGCAUGCAAACGAAAUCCGCCAAUAUCCACACCUGGUGACAUUCACUCACGGCGAUCUCAAGGCACAUAAUAUUCUGGUUGGCGACGAUGGCCAUCUUUCUGGCUUCAUUGACUGGGAGUCUGGGGGCUGGUGUCCUGAGUACUGGGAAUUCACGACUGCUAUGAGAUUUCAACGGGAUAGCUGGUGA